Limanda limanda (common dab) is the source of this 4681-nucleotide messenger RNA. It is a transcript of the gene tefb, whose product is annotated as TEF transcription factor, PAR bZIP family member b. Gene Ontology annotation, biological process: regulation of transcription by RNA polymerase II. Gene Ontology annotation, cellular component: nucleus. The transcript is spliced from 4 exons. The coding region runs from base 170 to 1330 and encodes 386 amino acids. Gene Ontology annotation, molecular function: RNA polymerase II cis-regulatory region sequence-specific DNA binding; DNA-binding transcription factor activity, RNA polymerase II-specific. NCBI's taxonomy places the organism in Eukaryota, Metazoa, Chordata, Actinopteri, Pleuronectiformes, Pleuronectidae. The record is from RefSeq and is a predicted model, not a curated record.
GACAAGACCUGAGAAGUUAGAGACACAGAACCCACUCACACACAGGGACUCACACACAGAGACUCACACACAGAGACACACACACACUGUCACAGUUCGAGUCCUCCUCUCUCAGCUGGACGGGGACCUGCAGACUCCAGGAGACACUUCCACAGCUCCACCGUCCAUCAUGUCCACAGACCAGAUCUUCCUCGAGGACAGGAGCGACGUCCCCGACCUCCUCAAGUCUCUGUCGGAUUAUCCUUUCUCCUUCCCCGCGUUUGAUGACACAGAAAUAGAGAAGGAGAAGCUCUGCUCAACUGAGGAUGUGGAAGGAGGCGGGGCCGAGUCAGCCAGUGCUGGUGGAGGUUCUCGAGGAGGAGCAGGAGGAGGUGGGGGUGCAGGAGGAGGAGGAGGAGCAGGAGGAGGCGUGUCAGCCUCCCUGACCCCGGCCCUUUGGGAUAAGACCAUUCCCUACGAUGGGGAGACCUUCCACCUGGAGUACAUGGACCUGGACGAGUUCCUCCUGGAGAACGGCAUCCCGGUCAGCCUGGAGGCCGGCCUGCAGAAGACGCUGACCUCCGUGGAGGGCAAAGGCAAAUCCAUCGCCAAGGUGGCUGCUCCUGCUGCCACUGUUGUUGCUGCUACUCCUCCUCCUCCUCCUCUUCCUCCUCCUGCUGCUCCUCCUGCUGCUGCUGCUGCUGCUUCAGACUCAGCUUCCUCCCCCUCUGUCUCCAGCGCCACCUCCACUGUCACCUCCGAACCAGAGGAACCGGUGACCAUCACCACUUUACAACCAGCUAAACUAGAGGAAGAGGAAGAAGAAGAAGAAGAGGAGGAGGAGGAGGAAGAAGAGGAAGACGAAGAAGAUGAGGAAGGAGAAGAAGAGGAAUCUCAGUGUGAGGAGGCAGAAGUGAAGGAGACGAAACAAGAGCGCAGCACCCCCUCCCCCAUUGACCCAGAUGCACUGGAGGUGGACAUCAACUUCCAGCCGGACCCGACAGACCUGGUGCUGUCAAGCGUCCCGGGAGGAGAACUCUUCAACCCUCGCAAACACAAGUUCUCCGACCAGGAGCUGAAACCGCAGCCCAUGAUCAAGAAGGCCAAGAAAGUGUUUGUUCCUGACGAGCACAAGGAUGAUAGGUACUGGUCCAGGAGGAAGAAGAACAACCUGGCGGCGAAGCGCUCCCGUGACGCGCGGCGCCUGAAGGAGAACCAGAUCACGGUGCGCGCCUCCUUCCUGGAGCGGGAGAACGCGGCGCUGAGGCAGCAGGUGGCCGAGAUGAGGAAGGACUGCGGCCGCUGCAAGAACAUCCUGGCCCGGUACGAGGCCAAGUACGGCCCGCUGUAAGCCCCUCCCACUAGAACCCGUGAGGUGUCAAUGAGACAAAAGCAGAAGUCCCUUCCCCGCAAAUAUCAACACAGACACAAAUACCAAGGCAAUCUCAAUUUGCACUUUUGUCUUUGCUGGCCACCAGUCACUGUGUUCUGUGCUCCAGUUGUUGUUGUUGUUGAUUUCAACCUGAUGCUGGAGUUUUGGAUCCACACUGGCAGGCAGUGAGGCAUGAUGGGAGCGGUGGUCACAGGACGGCCUGUGGAGAGCGCCUGGCUCCUUCACCCGGUGUGUGAUGGUGGAAACUCCCGAAGGUCGAAGGUCUGUCCCGAGACGGUUUCAGAGAAGUUGGGGAAUAAGAAAAUAGAGCAGGCUGGUACAAAAGAGUCACACGUUUUUUUUUGGGAAAAAAAAACGACCGACACACACUUCCAUUUCCCAAAAUACAGAACAGCUCUUCUUAGAGGACCAAAGCAUGAGUAACGUCAGUCAGAAGUGGUGUAUUUAGAAAAAGGGGCACGCGGUCCCUCGUGUUUCCUUGUGUUGCACUUACGUUUGUGUCUGUACUUCCUUUAAAAUGCUGCAGCUGAUGCUCAUAGUAAGGAGGUUUAAAGCUGGGGAGGAGAGGAACACAUGACAACAGGCAUUCAGGAGAGGGAGACGAGUCAAAGAGCUCAGGUCAGCAGAGGAGGAGAGGAGAGGAGAAGGUAGGGGCCAGAUUCAUUCCCUCUUGUAAUCCACAUCUGCAAACACACACACACACACACACAAAUACCGUUUAAGAAAGAACUUUGUAUAUAUGUUCAUCUACCAGCACCACAUACAAACGUGUGUAAUCCAUUUUUGCACCUUUUCUUAAACAGCAGGUGUGUAAAGGUUUCUCGUGGCUGCAGGUCUCUGGUAACUUGGUAGCUUAUAAGGUGGAAAAAAACAAAAACAUGCAUGACCUUCAGUUUAAAGCUACCGUUUCCUUUUCUACUGACCUCAGAUCAGCUUCCAGAGCCUCACUCUAUAUUUUACUAAAGAAGACAGAUUUGGGGCGACGGUGGUUUCACAAGGGGAGCGAUGGAGAGGGGGGGGGGGGUUUGCGGUAGGAUCCUGUUUUACGCACAAAGGCGAAUGUCCGAUGAUCUCCAGGUUCCUCACCGCUGGAGGGGUACAGUCAUAUAUAGGGAUGUUUAUUAUACUGCACACUGCAAGUAGAGGGCGCUAGAGCCACUGCCUCUGACGGCUGGAUGGAUUUUAAAAAACAAACAUUUAGCCAGUUCCAAGGUGGACUGCUUCUAAAUCUUGUAAUUAAAUGAUUGUCUCACGGUCUUUAUUUCCUACGACAGGAAUCCAGACUGUGUCUUUAUUAACCCAAUACUAUUCCUUAUAUCUGCCAAAUAGUCAAUGAGUGCUGUAUUUAUUCUGAUGGUAAUAAUGCAUCUGUUGAUUGUGAUGUACAACAAUAUGUCAGAUUAUUCCACUUCCUUUUGAGAGUCAAUACUUACAUUGAUGAAACCAAUGACAAAGCAGGGAUUUAAAUGGGUAAACUGUGCUUUUGGAUAUUUAUUUUGAAAACAGAUUUAUAUCGUUAAAAAGGGUUUUACAUACAGUGAGUGUCUGAACAGCAGAAGAAACAGACACACUCUUAUUUACCUCAUCCAACACCUCUUUAUUUAGAAUGGGUACAGGUUUAGCAUGGCUGCAGGGAGGAGGACGCUGAAGCAGAGAGCAAAUACAAAGCAGCUCAGCUCUAAUUUGGCAAAACCUCGAAUCCCACUUCAAGGUUGUUUUUUGGCCGAAGUGGCUGAGUUUGUGUUUGGAUCAGCAAAUACAUCACAGACUGUUACGGGACUUUAUAUCUCAAGUGUCUUGGACUGAUGCAGAUGUUGUGGUCGGUCGGCUCGUGCUUGUAACCGCCAUAAACUUGUGAAGGAAAAUAAAAAAGGCAAUAAUACUCUUGUUAUGUAAUGCUCGUUUAAUAUCAGUGAUGAUGUAUGUAGACGUUGCUAUGAUGUACUAAAUAGAAAUGCCCCUAUGUCCUUCGUGCUUCCAGUUUAGAUCCUCUGUAGUCCAGGAUCCUAAUGCAUGAAACCCAGUAAACUUGUGUUUUUUUUAUUCUUGACUAUUAUACACCAAGUGUACUUACGUCUGUAAACCAUCACUGAAAACUGGAUGUGUUUUUGGAUGGUCGGGCUGAUGGCCUGUUGUACAGUUCUGUCAGAAAUGAACAUCUCAGCUCCGAUGUCUUGUUUGUAGCUUGUGUACCAGCGUGUGCAGCCGGCGCUCGGGGAACACGAGCUGGAAUCAGCAUCUUUCGAUCACUGUGUGGAUUGUUUUUGUCUUGACUUCGGAUCGAUCUCUAGAUACACUGGUUCAGUUGGUGCUUCUGUGUCUUCUCCAUAGUUCUUGUCUUUCAGUUUCCAAACGGUGUAGAAUUAACUGACACGUGUCAUUUAUUUACAAACUCAACAUCGACUGCAUUGUCCCGUUUCCACACCAGUGGAGUUGAUGGAUGCAAAACUUGCAGGCAGACUGAGGGAACUGGCCAAUGGAGCCUUUUUAGGAGGCAAUAAAUCCAGAUCUUUUAUGGUACAGCAUUCAGUGUGUAGCAAUUUUACUGAUGCAAAGUUCCUCAUGAAACUGGCUUGUAAUUGCUGCUUGUUAGGGUUCAGUGGGUCGCAGGUUCAGCUACACUCAUGCCAGCCUGCAGCGAUAACUGGGAAUAACGAUAGCAGUGGUUAAGACCUGCAGAUGUAGACGUGUCUCCACCUUCAGACCAAGUUACAGCGUUUUAAUCCUUUACAGCAGCUUUGUUUCAGGUGUUUUAUUUCACCUGUUGAAAAAAGAGGAAGUAUCAGUCACACUUCACCAUAUUAUCCAUCAGAAAAAGGGGCGUGGAAACGUUAUUUAAUCCGUCCAGAGUGAUAAUAACUAAUGUCUUUCUAUCAAAAUCAGCAUCGCACAUAAAAAAAACGUGAAUAAAAACUGGCAAAAGUCAGAGUGCAGUUAUUUUCUUUGCCUCUAGAUGGCGCUAGCACGGGCACAUCUGAAGGACUAAACUACCGUCUUCAGGCUCAGGUCUGAAACUGAUGGAAUUGGCUUCAGGUGCUUUAUGCAUCACUGACACUAUUCUUCUAUACUUGCUAUUCAAGGUAGCUACAAUGAAAAACGAUCGAAAAUAUCAAAACGUCUCUAUUGAAAACGUUUUUUAAAGUUUUGUUAUGUGAUGUUUUGCUUUAUUUUCCUCUUUUUAUAUAAACAGGUGUUUUUGUUGGGUGUUUUUGUAUCGUCCUAACCUUGUAUAGGAUACAUGCAGCUGCAGUGCCAUGUCCUAACUGUAUCUUGUAUCAUGAAUAUGUAAUAAAUUGGUAUUUAAUGACA